AUGGAGGCCCCCUUGGAUGUUCCCAUAGGGAACCUCAUUGACUUCGACGCCGAAACACCCACCUGCAUCCCCUCGGAGCCCUCUCCCUCCGCUGCCCCCAGCGGCAAUGGGCACUUGGGGGACACAGGGGACACGGCUGGGGAGGAGAGCGAUGCCACCGAGUCGGCGGACAGCGAGAACGACAUGGGCGACUCUCCGAGCUCCCGCCCCCCCUCCUCCAACGAGUCCUUCUCCUCCAGCCAGAGCACCGAGUCGGCGCGGGAUGAGGCCACGGCCGAGCGCCGGGACUUCAUGCGGCAUUACGUGGAGAAGAUCUUCACUGGGGGGGAGGAUUUGGACCAAGAAGAGAAGGCCAGGUUUGGGGAGCUCUGCAGCGGUGAGAACGGGAAGGGCAGGGAAUGGUUUGCGAGAUACGUGAGCGCCCAGCGCUGCAACUCCAAGUGCGUCUCGGAGCAGACCUUCUACCGCCUGGUGCAGUCGUUUGCCCUCGUGCUCUUUGAGUGUCACCAGAUGGAUGACUUCAGCCCUGCCAAGAACCUCAUGACCAUGUGUUUCACCUACUACUACGAGGGCAAGGCCCACACGUUGCCCUUGGAGGCCAAGGAGAAGCCGGUGGGCAGCAUCGACUCGUACCUGAAGUCAGCCAACAGCUGGCUGGCGGAGAAGAAGGACAUCGCUGAGCGGCUGCUGAAGAACACAUCUGCCAAGACGGAGAACGUCAAGGGCUUUUUUGGAGGCCUGGAGACCAAACUGAAGGGUCCUGCCACCAAAAAGAGCGACGAAGGUGAGGACAAACCAAAGGAGAAGCUGAAGAAGACGGUUUCUGUGCAGAGCCCGGAGGAGGAGAAGAAAGGAGAGAAGGUCUACCUCUACAUGCACCUCAAGCAGCAGCCCAUCUGGCACAACCUGCGGUUUUGGAACGCCGCCUUCUUCGACGCCGUGCACUGCGAGCGCAGGAAGCGGUCCCCAACCACCAGAGGGAACACUGGGGAGGAAGAGGAGAAGAGGGAGAAGUGGUGCCACAUGACGCAGGAGGAGCGCGACGACAGCCUGCGCUUCAACGAGAACAUCACCUUCGGGCAGCUGGGCACCUUCAUUCACAACAUGCUGGCCUUCGGCCUCAACAAGAAGCUCUGCAGCGACUUCCUGAAGAAGCAGGCGACCAUCGGCAAUUUGGAUGAAGAGCAAUACAAGCUGCUCAGCGACCACAUCGAGCAGAUGGCCACCGAGUAG
Molecule: messenger RNA, 1233 nt
Organism: Mesitornis unicolor (brown roatelo)
Lineage: Eukaryota; Metazoa; Chordata; Aves; Mesitornithiformes; Mesitornithidae
Product: KIAA0513 ortholog
Source: RefSeq, a predicted model, not a curated record